GUAAUUACGGCGACACGUGGAUCCAAGAUGGCGGCGGCGAUGGAUUGGUUAUCAUGGUCCAUGCUGCUUUUCUCUCUCAUAUGUGAAUUGAGAGCCUUCUAUGUCCCUGGGGUUGCUCCGAUCAACUUCCACCAGAACGACCCUGUAGAAAUCAAGGCUGUGAAGCUCACCAGUUCUCGAACCCAGCUACCUUAUGAGUACUACUCACUGCCCUUCUGCCAGCCCAGCAAAAUAACCUACAAGGCAGAGAAUCUGGGUUCUCAUGAAUAGUGAGAAGAAAUGCGAGGUUCUGUGCAGCCAGUCCCAUAAGCCCAUGACCCUGACAGUGGAGCAGAGCCGGCUUGUGGCCGAGAGGAUCACAGAGGACUACUAUGUCCACCUCAUUGCUGACAAUCUGCCUGUGGCCACACGGCUGGAGCUCUAUUCCAAUCGCGACAGCGAUGACAAGAAAAAGGAAAAAGAUGUGCAGUUUGAACAUGGCUACCGGCUCGGCUUCAUGGAUGUCAACAAGAUCUACUUGCACAAUCACCUCUCGUUCAUCCUUUACUACCACCGGGAGGACCUGGAAGAGGACCAAGAGCAUACAUAUCGCGUCGUCCGCUUCGAGGUGAUUCCCCAGAGCAUCAGGCUGGAGGACCUCAAAACUGAUGACAAGAGUUCAUGUACCCUGCCUGAGGGCACUAGCUCCUCGCCCCAAGAAAUUGACCCCACCAAGGAGAAUCAGCUGUUCUUCACCUACUCUGUACAUUGGGAGGAAAGUGACAUCAAGUGGGCCUCUCGGUGGGACACUUACCUGACCAUGAGCGAUGUGCAGAUCCACUGGUUCUCCAUUGUCAACUCAGUCGUGGUGGUGUUCUUCCUGUCAGGCAUCCUGAGCAUGAUCAUCAUUCGGACCCUCCGGAAGGACAUCGCCAACUAUAACAAGGAGGAUGACAUUGAGGACACCAUGGAAGAGUCAGGGUGGAAGCUGGUGCAUGGUGACGUCUUCAGGCCACCUCAGUACCCCAUGAUUCUCAGCUCCCUGCUGGGCUCAGGCAUUCAGCUCUUCUGUAUGAUCCUCAUCGUCAUCUUUGUGGCCAUGCUUGGCAUGCUGUCACCCUCCAGCCGGGGGGCUCUCAUGACCACAGCCUGCUUCCUCUUCAUGUUCAUGGGGGUGUUUGGUGGAUUUUCUGCUGGCCGUCUGUAUCGCACUCUAAAAGGCCACCGGUGGAAGAAGGGAGCCUUCUGUACAGCAACAUUAUACCCUGGGGUGGUGUUCGGCAUCUGCUUCGUGUUAAAUUGCUUCAUCUGGGGAAAGCACUCUUCAGGAGCGGUGCCCUUUCCCACCAUGGUGGCUCUGCUGUGCAUGUGGUUCGGGAUCUCCCUGCCCCUCGUCUACUUGGGCUAUUAUUUCGGCUUCCGCAAGCAGCCAUAUGACAACCCUGUGCGUACCAACCAGAUUCCCCGGCAGAUCCCUGAACAGCGGUGGUACAUGAACCGGUUUGUGGGCAUUCUCAUGGCUGGGAUCCUGCCCUUCGGUGCCAUGUUCAUCGAGCUUUUCUUCAUCUUUAGUGCUAUCUGGGAGAAUCAGUUCUAUUACCUCUUUGGCUUCCUGUUCCUCGUCUUCAUCAUCCUGGUGGUAUCCUGUUCCCAAAUCAGCAUCGUCAUGGUUUACUUCCAGCUGUGUGCAGAGGAUUACCGCUGGUGGUGGAGGAACUUCCUAGUCUCCGGGGGAUCUGCGUUCUAUGUCCUGGUCUACGCCAUCUUUUAUUUUGUUAACAAGCUGGACAUUGUCGAGUUCAUCCCCUCUCUCCUCUACUUUGGCUACACGGCUCUCAUGGUCCUGUCCUUCUGGCUGCUCACGGGCACCAUCGGCUUCUAUGCAGCCUACAUGUUUGUCCGCAAGAUCUACGCCGCUGUGAAGAUUGACUGACUGACUGGGAUGGACCAUGGCCAGCCCACUCUGUCCUUGGACAGGAAAGUGACCCCGCGUGGGGACCUGCAGGCACGCAAAAUAAACUAAAUCCUGCUCGUUUGGAAUGUAGCUCCUGGCCCGGUGUUCCUGGAUCCUGGGGCUGUGUUGGGGGUGGGAAGAUCUGUAGAUAAACCUUGCAUUUUUCUUCAUCAUCUUGUUCCAGUUCUGUGUAGGAUGAGCUUUUCUGUGGGUUGUUUUUACUUCAGUGCUAAGAAACUUCCAUCCAGCAGGAACUCUCAGACCUGUUCAUUUCAGGUUUAUUUUUGGUUUCAGGUGUUUUUUAUGUUUUGUUUUAUUUUUCAUACAUUUUGUAACAAGUGGAUCCAG
This is a messenger RNA of Chrysochloris asiatica (Cape golden mole), 2281 nucleotides long. It is a transcript of the gene TM9SF4, whose product is annotated as transmembrane 9 superfamily protein member 4. The transcript has 18 exons. Gene Ontology annotation, biological process: protein localization to membrane. Gene Ontology annotation, cellular component: membrane. The coding region runs from base 263 to 1912 and encodes 549 amino acids. NCBI's taxonomy places the organism in Eukaryota, Metazoa, Chordata, Mammalia, Afrosoricida, Chrysochloridae. The record is from RefSeq and is a predicted model, not a curated record.